AUGUCCAGUUCAGAGGAACCCCUGGGAUGCAAUGUCAAGCUCCCUCCUGUAAAACAGCUUAUCUCCAAAUUGACGGCCGAGGUGCCAUAUUUACCAACCAGAGGAACCGAGAGCGUAUCUCAACUAGAACAGGAGCGCAUCUUUACUUCUUUACGGUCAUCCUUGAAGGAAGCCAAGGACGACGAGACAGGAAGACUUACUGGGGAACUUCAUUCUACCUCUGACCAGACCAACUUGGUUGCGACGUGCCGCAGGCAGGAUAUAGAAGCCCUGAAAGACGUGCCGGAAAUUUUGCAUAGGCUUUGGCGAUGCAGAUCAGACUACAUGACGUUGGCUACAGAAGUUUUAGCGACUGAAAGUCGAAAACUAUCAUGGAGAGCUCCCUAUGGCCGAGUUGGCAUUCUGGACUUUUUUCUCAGGCUUAUUGCUACGAAGGAGGAUGUCGACAAUGAUCUUCUACUGCACUCCCUACGGUUGAUCGGCAAUUCUUGCGCUGAUACUGGUAUGUUGAAGGUGGAGAUGACCUCCAAAUUCUCGGCCAUUGGAAUUCCUAACAACAGUGGCAGAUGA
Molecule: messenger RNA, 570 nt
Organism: Monascus purpureus
Lineage: Eukaryota; Fungi; Ascomycota; Eurotiomycetes; Eurotiales; Aspergillaceae
Source: the annotation of a GenBank genome assembly